GCUGAUUUUUCGUCCUGUUGGCUUCUUUUCUUGGCGCUGCUGCUGAACGGUGUGCUUGAUGCUAAGGUGAGAGUCAAAAAGGGAGAGAGCCAAGCUCCAUCUUCUUUGCCACUAAUGUCUCCUUUUCCUUCCCAGAAAUGAUUUUAAUAUUCUUAAUGGGGUUGGUCGUCUGCGAUUGCCCUCAUUUUUGGGUAAUGUAAGUUGCUGUGAAUUCCUUUCUUUGCUUAUAAUCUACGUCGCUUCUAGCUUCUAGCUUGGUCUACCGCUCUCUGUUUUCUCUCUCUGUCUUUUCUCUUUCACCGGGUUAAUUACCACUGUGAUUAUCUUAAGUUCAUCUUCAUCGGGAUUGGAGGGGGCCUUGCAUUCUCUGGGUUUUGUUCAUGCUCGUACGUUCUCUCGACUCCGAGUGAGCAAAGCUUUUUGCUUUUUUUGGUGGUGGUGUUGUUCAGAGUUAAGCUUCUUGGUGACACCAUUUUCUCUGUUUCCUUUGAUAGAGAUGGUCUGUUUUCUUGGCUUAAUGCUACAUGUAUAGCUUCUGCAUUUACUCUUAUUAGAUAGAAAGCAAAGCAAAGCACAGCACAGCCCUUCUUGUUUCGGCGUCGUGUAAUUUUCCCCACCUGAGUGGCCAAGAAUUUGUUCGUUGGUGUUUUUGGUAAGGACUUUGGAUCUGUUUGUGUCGUCCUCAGUGUCUAGAAUGACUUUAGAUCGGAGCCAUGGGGGGAGGGAGGUGAACAGUAUAUACCUGCAGAAGUUAGGAGGGAAAGUAUUGUAUAAUCAUCGGCAUUACCUCGUUUCGUUUGUCGGUGUUUCCACGACCGAAAGUUGAAGUCUUGAGGUUAAAAAAUUGCAGCAGAACUCAGAAGAAAUGCAUUACUCUGGUGGAACUCUCUGUGCUCCAUUCCACUGACAGUGACCUUCUAGUUGUCCAUGUCCGGUGAAGAUGGUUUUGCUCGAGCUGUCCUAACCAAAUGAAUGAUUUCUAUGCACUUUGCAUAAGCUGAUAAUAGUGUUGCCUGCUACCAUUUUGCUAUGUGACAUUUAGGAAACUGCCGGUGAACACAGAACCUUGAUUCUGCUUUUUGUUCUAUGUUUUCUUUACGCACGAACACCUUAACUGGUAAUCUGGAAUCUGCUUUUGUACCGAAACUCCCUUCCUCCUCCUUAUCGGAGUUUGUGAGUUUUCAUGUCAAAAGUGACAAUGCCUGGGGUCAUUCCAGUUCAUGUUGCAGUGGCAAUUGAUAAAGACCUUCAUUAUAUAUGUAUGACCAUCUCGUUUUUUCAUCCAAAUUUUCAGCUGAAAUGCUAAUAUUAUUUUGUUUUCAAUCCUUAGCAUGUUGUUGAGGUGAUUCAGACUACUUAUAACAAUGAUGCUGGAGAACAACUGAAGCCAUGGCGUCUGAUAUUCCAUCGAAGCAUGAAGCCUUCCCUCGGAACAGGGAUAGGAGAUCCAAUUCACCGGUCAGAAAGAGUCUAAAGCCACACCAGAACUCCAAGAAAGUGAAUGAGAGCGAAAGGAAACCACCACGGUCCAAUAGGAUCGGACAUCCAGAUAAAUCGAGGGUACAAAGUUGUCAGGGUCAACCAACCUUAAAGCAUGUGAAUGACCGCGUUGUCCAGCUGAAAUCCACUACUGAUCAAAAGAGACAGUGCGGUAGCGGGGAAAUGGUUAAAGAUGAUGAGCUUGUCAGGCAUAUGACCAAUUUGCCUGAUUAUCUCCAGCGUGUCGAAACCAGAAGAAACCUCCAGGGGAAAGCUCUGAACUUCGGAGUCCUGGACUGGAGCCGUCUAGAGAAUUUCACUCGCAACUGUAACACCGGAACUCGUACUCAUCGAAGCGAGCAGAGGGGAUCCCUUGGUCCUUGCCCUAGUUAUUGUGAGAUGGACGGGAUUUCUCGUUGUGUCAAGCCAAUUGCUAGCAAAGUCAUGCGCUGCCAAGAUGUUGGAAGUGCUUCUAAGAGUAUUUUGGAGGGCCAUGAAAAGAUAAAUAGGGCUUACAGAUCUUCAAGAAAAGAGUGUUCGGACGGUGCGGUCCGUAAGGACAACAGAAACUCAUUGCAUCAGAGAACUGUAUCAGAGUUAGGCGGUUCAUCGGACUUGCAGAACUCUAUGUUUACUGUAAGUCCUAGAAAGAGCAACAGGACAGUUUCCCAUGGCGAAAGGAAUACCAGAGGAAACAAUAGAGAACAGAAAUGCAUGUCAGUGGCUGGAACUUCAUCAUCUAAGCUGAGUAUCAAUGCCAGAUCAAUCAGUUUAAAGGAGAUGAUUACUGCCGAGAACGACGAAAAUGAGAAGAAAGUUGAAAAGUCGUUAACUAGAGAAACCUCCAAUAAACAAUCUUCGCGGAAUAAAGCAACCAUAGCUCUACUUUCUACCAGUAAACAUCCACAUACAAGUUCAAUGGAUGCAUCCCAUAAAAGUGACACCAGGAAAUUGUUUGAUCGGAGUUUGACAGACGCAACUCGGAAUUAUUUCUCGGAUGCGUUAUUUGCCGAGGAGCUCUGCUCAAGAGAAUUAUGCUCAGAACUACCCCACUCAUGUCCAAUGUCGUUGAAAGUUGAUGCUCAGAGAGAGACUACAAGGAGAGGUUCAGAGUUAAGAAACCCAAAUGAUAGUGACGAUACUAGAAAUUCAAGCAAAGGGGAGGCUAUUGGAAGUCUGAAUCAAGAAGCUGUUAACUCAGCAGGCAAGAAAAGCAGGCAUCCAUCACCCAACCACCGGUUCAGCUUAAGUUUCGGUAGGAUAAGCAGAAGUUUCAGUUUCAGAGAAAGUGCUUCUGCUCCUCUCUGUAGUUCAGCGUCUGUGACUGAUAGAUCUGGUCCGAUGGCUUCAGAGGAUUUUCCUUGCAGUGGAAAUCUCACUAAAGAGCAGCCCGACGUUGCUAGCAAAGGGUGGUCCGGCAUAAGAAGAUUACUAGACCCACUUCUAAAGUCCAAGUCAGCACUUUCAUACCGUCGUUCUGACAGCAUUCAGCAAUCAGAACAGAGCUCAACUUCCCUGAGCUUGAGCCAUGAAUGUUCCACUGAAUCACUUCAAAUUGGUAACCAUGAUGCAUCAGCACUUCAAGCUCUUCUCCAAGUUUCUAGUGUUGACGGACUCCCUUUAUUCAAAUUUGUGGUUGGCAAGAACAGCCACAUUGUUGCUGCUGCCACCAGAGAUGCGACAUUAUCAGGAAAGAGCAACUCUGCGAGGAAUUACACAAUCUAUUCUGUGGAUGAAACGACAAAGAAGAGUAACAGCUGGAUUGGACACGGAAGUAAGAUGAGAAGCAGCGGCUUUGUGUACAAUGUAGUCGGGCAGUUAACGUUUCGUGAUGCUUGUUCAGACAACUGCAAUGAGCAGACUGUCGAGAGGGAAUAUGUUUUAUCGGGACUCGGAUUGAGUCGAGCUGACAAGGAAUCACUGGAUCCACCAAUGAACAGGGAACUUGCCGCCAUCAUCUUCAAGAUUCCUGUGGACACGCCUAGCAAUUGCAAAGCACAGGCUACUAGUCAUAAACAUUUAAGAGACGAUUUGCGAGGGGAAAAUUGCUUUUCCAAACUUCCGAAUGACAAUAACAAUCAUCUAAUGGUCAUACUUCCAGGGGGUGAUCAUAGUGUUCCGAGCAAUGGAGAACCUUCGUCUUUGAUCUAUAGAUGGAGAACUGGCGGGUCAUGCGAUUGUGGAGGUUGGGAUGUCGGUUGCAAAUUGCACAUUCUUUCUCCCCAGAAGGACUUCUGUGAAACAUUAAGGACACCAAGUGUCUGCUCGAUGUCGGAUAACCUUGAACUUUUUGCUCAGGGAGAAGCUCAACAAGAGAAUGCCAUUUUCAGCUUGAAACUAUAUACAACGGGGAUCUACCUGGUCGAAUUCAAUCCUACAAUCUCGUCAUUACAAGCAUUUGCCAUUUGCUUAGCCGUAAUAAGCUGCCAGACGUCUUCUGAGCCCUCUGAUUGGCGUCAACUCUCCAAAUCUAGGACUUUGCAGGGACAUUCAGUCAGCGGAAAUGAUGUGAAUCUGCCGAACACGACACUGCAUUUUGAAGUUCCCCCAAUAUAUCCUCCAUAUCCCCCAUUCUCACCACUCGAUAGAGCUUAAUUCCGGGCAGGGGUGCUUUGGUUUUUCAUCCAGAUGGUUAAAAUCCUCGACUCCCAAGAGGGUCAGCGGCAAAGUCCUGAGAAGGGUAUUUCUCGUGGUAGGACUUGGACAUCACAACAUAUUACGAGCCCUCCGAAGGGGGUUAGUUCGCCGGCAGAUGACUCAGGUUGUUACUGGUCUUGUAUUGACUGCGCAGUAACAGAACAAAGAAAACAAUGUUUGCAUCAUGAAAAAACCUGAAAAGUUCUGUCCAACUUGUUUCCCUGGGGCAAAACCAGGUGAAGUUAACAGUAUGCAAACUUAUUUUCCUUGCACUGAAAUCUCGGCAUCUUAUUAACCCUCAACCCUGAAGAUGUGGAUGAAACAAUACAAUAGUAAAACUAUGGUCACUACUUCGUGGUUGCAUUCAAUU
Messenger RNA from Rhodamnia argentea, 4486 nucleotides. RefSeq lists its product as uncharacterized. The transcript is spliced from 3 exons. Bases 1390 to 4074 code for a protein of 894 amino acids. The record is from RefSeq and is a predicted model, not a curated record. Lineage: Eukaryota; Viridiplantae; Streptophyta; Magnoliopsida; Myrtales; Myrtaceae.